AUGUCAGACAUACAGAAAAGACUCGAACAGAUACAACAAGAACAGAGCAGCAUUGGUGAAGUAAGUAAGGACAAGAUAAAGGAAAUGGUUGCAAAUGCUACGAAUAGGUACUAUUCUUCACAACAAUCAUCAAAACAACAAUCUUUAUUAUCAAAAAUGCUUCCAAGUUGCUAUCCAAAGGCAUCAGUCGAAGGCACAUUCAAAGUCAAUAUACAAGAUAUGAACAUGGACAAUCUGCACGAAGAGACUGUCUUCUACAUAUUCUAUUCGUUUCCAGGAGACGAGCUGCAACUCAAAGCAUACAACAACAUCAUUAAGAGAAAGUACAUAUUCUGUAAAAUAUACAAGUGCUUUGUUUUCCUGACUACCAGUGCUGUGGUGGAUCACAUCAAAAGAUCCAUCGUGAUGUUUGAUCCAUACACAUGGUCAAAGGUAUCUGUAGAAGUGUCAUUUGAUGAAAAGUUCAUCAGGUCAUUGGAAAAAUAA
Molecule: messenger RNA, 486 nt
Organism: Ordospora colligata OC4
Lineage: Eukaryota; Fungi; Microsporidia; Ordosporidae
Product: general negative regulator of transcription
Exons: 1
Coding region: 1-486 (161 amino acids)
Biological process (GO): nuclear-transcribed mRNA poly(A) tail shortening; regulation of DNA-templated transcription
Cellular component (GO): P-body; CCR4-NOT core complex
Source: RefSeq, a predicted model, not a curated record